UGCUAGCUGGAGCUAGUGUGUUCUUGUUGUUACAUGCUUUCUGGAGCUAGUGACACACUUUGUUUUUGUUGUUACACGCUUGCUGGAGCUAAUGACACACUUGGUUCUUGUUGUUACAUGCUUGCUGGAGCUAGUGACACACUUUGUUCUUGUUGUUACAUGCUUGCUGGAGCUAGUGACACACUUUAUUCUUGUUACCUGCUUGCUGGAUCUAGUGACACACUUUGUUCUUGUUUUGACAUGCUUGCUGGAGCUAGUGACACACUCUGUUCUUGUUGUUACAUGCUUUCUGGAGCUAGUGACACACUUGGUUCUUGUUGUUAUAUGCUUCCUGGAGCUAGUGACACACUUUGUUAUUGUUGUUACAUGCUUGCUGGAGCUAGUGACACCCUUUGUUAUUUUUGUUACAUGCUUGUUGGAGCUAGUGACACACUUGUUUCUCGUUGUUACAUGCUUGCUGGAGCAAAUGAAAUAUUUUGGGAGUUUUUAAUUUAUUUUUUAAUUUAUUGUCUGUGUGACAUGAAAUACUGUUUGAUAAGGGAAAAUACUGAGUUCGGAGCCACAAUGAAGAGUCAGGGGGUCAUUUUUGUGAAAAGUACUAAGUUAAACUGAACAAAUUAUAAAUUAUUUUUUCUGUAAAUUUGUAUUCCCCCAUUUAAAAGGAGGCAUAAAAACAUUGUCAGAUUUAGAUAUGCAGUGUCAGUAGCUAAAGCAGAAGUACUUCCAGAUUAGAUAGAAGAGCAUUUUUUUUUUUCAUGUUGGCACAUUCCAAGACAUUACCCUGGGGCACCUUAACCUUAUGCGUCAAUUGAACAGUGUGAGUGGGCAUUGUAAUCAUUUCAGUAGACAAGUUGGCAUAGAAAUUCUGUGAGUAGGUAUAGUUAAAUGGCCAGGAUGCCAGGGUAGGGGGAAGGUGGGAUUGAAGUUUUUUGAGGAGGUAUGAGUUAAAUGACCAUUACAUGGAUAGGGAGAAGGUGGGAUAGAAGUUCUGUGAGGAGGUAUGAGUUAAAUGACCAUUACAUGGAUAGGGAGAAGGUGGGAUAGAAGUUAUGUGAGGAGGUAUGAGUUAAAUGACCAUUACAUGGAUAGGGAGAAGGUGGGAUAGAAGUUCUGUGAGGAGGUUUGAGUUAAAUGACCAUUACAUGGAUAGGGAGAAGGUGGGAUAGAUGUUCUGUGAGGAGGUAUGAGUUAAAUGACCAUUACAUGGAUAGGGAGAAGGUGGGAU
Molecule: messenger RNA, 1225 nt
Organism: Lymnaea stagnalis (great pond snail)
Lineage: Eukaryota; Metazoa; Mollusca; Gastropoda; Lymnaeidae
Source: the annotation of a GenBank genome assembly